AUGCCGUCCUCCUUCGCCUCUCUCUUCUGCAGGAACAAGGCCUCUCAUGUGGACCCUCUCCCGGCUGGCUACUCGUCGCGUAAUGGCGCGCUCGGACCCACGUUUGUCCCUCUCCAGCCUCCUCCCGAUGUUGGGCUUGAUCCUGAUACCUUCCGAGAGAUAUCUGAAGCUAAGCAGAAGAUCGACCUCGCGCUCUCUCAUAUGAGACUGGUCAUGAGUGGGCAAGGCAGAGGAAGGUCUGGUGGAAACAGUGACGAGUUGAAUCUUGUCUACAACUGCAUACGCGACUACUCCGAGGAGACACUCAAUCGAUGGCUCAACACCUACAACGACUACACUGCUGCUCUCCGUCAGCUCGGCCAGGCCGGAAAGUAUGUCGAGCACCAACAGCGCAGUGCCUCUGGUGCUUGGCCUACCCCCGCUCGCGGCUUGAACGACUCGACCUCGAGACGCCGGGCCAUGCCUCUCGUGCGGCAAGAGACAUUCGCUACACUGCCAGAUGUCAGUCAACCCUCCGAGGUCGCCCAGACGUUUGGUCAAGGCUAUGACAACCCUCAGAUCCUCCCUCCUGAUCACCCAUUCUUUCAGUCGCCGUCUGCCGCCGCGCAUGCCUCCGAUGCCCCUCCUCCUGUGCCCGAGAAACCCCGAGCUGCUCGACCGGUUUCGUUCCAACCUCCACCCGUCAGCAAACCGUCGACCUCCGAGAUCCCUACAAGGCCUCGUCCGUCCUCUUGGCAAGUGGCGCAAGAGACUUCCGGGGCCUUCCUCAAGGCCGUCGAGCGUCUGUCUGCGAGCGAGUCUCUCAUCCCUCAGGAAUACGCCCACCUUCUCCAGAGGGCUACCCAGCAAGAACAACCAGACACAUCUCAGCCGAUCAGUCCUACCACUACCCAAGUCGCCUCCGCAGACUCUUCCCUGAACGCCAAUGGCAUGUCGGCUACCGCUUCUCGCGGCAAGCGAACCAUCCCUCGUGUCCGUCCUCCCUCUCGAGACGCGCCUAUGGGCGAAAAGUCAUCUGCGUUUCAGCAGAUCACCAAGAUGAUCUCCAACCCCGACCCUAGUGCGCCCUCUACAGCCCCCGCCAGCUCCGCCUCGAGCUACCGAGAUGCGUCUGGGUCCAAGGCUAGCGACUCUCCGUCUCGGGACACGAUUGAGCUCGCUGCGGCUCCCCACGUCAACGAGACUCCUAGCUCGGUCAAGACCCUCAAGGCCACUCGUGCGCCUCCUACUCCACCUUCCAAUAGCACGUUUGGCCAAGUGACACCUACCCGAACCCCACCCAAAGAGUGUCCCGCCGCGCACCCUGUCCAGCACCCUCCACCCUUGUCUCCGUCAGCCACGGCCAACCUCUUGACGUCCUCGGCGUCAUCUUCUUUCACGGACGGAAAUUCUGAUAUCCGUCCCACUUCGCUCGAGACCACUUUCGAAGAGUCGCUCGAUCCUCUUUCAAGGCCGUCCAAGUCCCCCGCCCGGUUCGAAUCCCGCCCUCGCGCCAAGACGCUCGACAGUCCUGCCCCGCAGAUCAACGUGAAUGUACCCUCCCCUGGCCUCACUAUGCGACCUUCCGAGGCUCAUGAGCCGCAUCCCACUCCCAUGCAAGACAAAGCACCGCAAUAUUCCCGACCCACUCGCCUCUCCGAUGCCGGCUCUGCUAUCUCACCUCACCUGUCCGCCACCUCCCUGAAGCCCGACUCAUCAAUUCAUACCCCCUUAUCGGAAACCGAGCCCAUCUCGCCCCGCAAGCAUCACUCUGACCCAACGGAAAGUAGCCAGCGCAACCUCCAAGACGUCCUCACUCCCCCAUCAAAGAGCUUCAGCACCUACUCUACACCCCGGGCAGGAUACACAACCCCGGAUGGAAGCCCUGUGAAGAAGUCCAACGCGUCGAUGUUCCCUAGGAGGGCUGAAUUGGGCGAACGACAGCCCCUGGAGGAGAGAAGGGCGAAUACGGAGCCGCAGGAGAGUGUUGAAGUGAUGAGUGGCAAUCCCCAGUCGGUUGAGGUUGUGGAUGGGAAUGAUGCUGUUGGUAAUUCUGUGAAGUGA
This is a messenger RNA of Cryptococcus wingfieldii CBS 7118, 2043 nucleotides long. RefSeq lists its product as hypothetical. Lineage: Eukaryota; Fungi; Basidiomycota; Tremellomycetes; Tremellales; Cryptococcaceae. The transcript has 3 exons. The record is from RefSeq and is a predicted model, not a curated record. The coding region runs from base 1 to 2043 and encodes 680 amino acids.